CGCCGCUCGCCCUCCGCCGCCGCCGGCCGCGGCCGUCUCAGCCGCCGCCUCAGCCCGGGCGGGCCGGGCCUCCGCCGAGGGCCGUGCACCGGGACUACGAGGACGGGCUGCGAGCGCAUGUUUCUGAAGCCAGAGCCAUGACCUGACACCCUGAUGCCUACUGCCAGGGCCUUUGUGGGACUGGCACAUGCACCAUGGAACUUAAAGUGUGGGUGGAUGGCGUUCAGAGGAUCGUCUGUGGCGUCACGGAAGUCACAACUUGCCAGGAGGUUGUAAUAGCCUUAGCCCAAGCUAUAGGUCGAACUGGAAGGUACACCCUUAUAGAGAAAUGGAGAGACACUGAGCGGCACUUGGCACCGCAUGAAAACCCCAUCGUGUCUUUAAACAAGUGGGGGCAGUAUGCUAGUGACGUGCAGCUCAUCUUGCGUCGGACUGGGCCAUCUCUCAGUGAGCGACCCACCUCGGACAGUGUGGCCCGCAUUCCUGAAAGAACUUUGUAUCGACAGAGCCUUCCCCCCUUAGCCAAGCUCAGGCCUCAGGCAGACAAGUCCAUCAGAAGGAGGGAGCCUAAACGAAAGUCUCUCACCUUCACAGGGGGCGCCAAAGGGCUGACAGACAUUUUUGGAAAAGGCAAAGAGACUGAGUUCAGGCAGAAGGUGCUGAGUAACUGCAGGGCAACAGCAGAGGAGCUGAAGAGGCUGAUCCGGCUGCAGACUGGGAAGCUGCAGGCCAUCGAGAAGCAGCUGGAGUCCAGUGAGGCAGAGAUCCGGUUCUGGGAGCAGAAGUACAGCUGUAGUCUGGAGGAGGAGAUUGUCCGCCUGGAGCAGAGGAUCAAGAGAAACGACGUGGAGAUCGAGGAGGAAGAGUUCUGGGAAAACGAAUUACAGAUCGAACAAGAGAACGAGAAGCAGCUGCAGGAUCGGCUGGAGGAGAUACGGCAGAAGGUGACAGACUGUGAAGGCAGGCUGAAGGACUACCUGGCUCAGAUCCACACCAUGGAGAGUGGUCUCCAGGCAGAAAAACUGCACCGGGAAGUUCAGGAGGCACAGGUCAAUGAGGAGGAGGUGAAAGGAAAGAUCGAAAAGGUCAAGGGGGAGAUGGACCUUCAAGGGCAGCAGAGCCUGAGGCUGGAGAAUGGCAUUAGAGCUGUGGAGAGGUCUCUGGGGCAGGCCACCAAGCGGCUACAGGACAAGGAGCAGGAGCUAGAGCAGUUGACCAAAGAGCUGCGGCAGGUCAACCUCCAGCAGUUCAUCCAGCAGACAGGGACCAAAGUCACCGUGCUGCCAGCCGAGCCCACGGAGAUCGAGGCCUCGCAGGCAGACAUAGAGACAGAGGCACCAUUCCAGUCUGGGUCCCUGAAGCGACCUGGUUCAUCUCGGCAGCUCCCCAGUAAUCUUCGUAUUCUACAGAACCCUGUCUCCUCUGGUUUUAAUCCUGAAGGCAUCUAUGUAUAACACUGCCUUUGGGGGUAGGAUCCAGCAAAGGUACCACGGACAGGAAAAUCCUCCAGUUUGUGCCAACUGAACAGAGGGUCUGUUCCCACGCCGAAUCCUCUCCCAACCACACACCACUCGGAGCCAUGCCCUGUGCACUGAUGCUGAACAUGGAGCCUUUCACUCUUCGCAGUAUUGACAUGUUGUCCAGCAGCUGGAAUGCAAAGCCUGUGUUUGUAUUUGUAGCAUUUUGAGAGCAUCAGGAAAGCGUUGAUCUACGUUUAUACACGAAUACACCCUGAAUUAAGAGUAAAGAAGUUAUGUGACUGCUUGGUUUAAUUUAUUCCACGUAAUUGAUUAAUGUAUGAAUGUUGCUCUUUAAUGUUUUAUUAAUACUUAUCCUGUGACUUAAUUCUGUUAAGUGUUGUGGGACUCUGACUGUGUGCAUGUUGGCAGACUCCAUCCGAGCUUUGCUCAUGUACAGCUGCGGAGCCUCCUGGGGCGCUCCACCAUCCAGACUGACUCCACGGAACUCACCGCACUUAUCUGGAGCCUCUCUUAGCCCUUGCUUAAGUGAGAUAAUUCAGCUUGCUUUCUAGUCUGGAAGUUAAUUGUUCCUUUACAGUAUUCCAAACAUGACAUCACAGAAAUAUCGUAAAUGAAGUAAAUUGUUUGUGUAAAAUGUUUGUGAUCUCAGAAGGUCCUGGUGCACUCUGUGAGGCUCUCCUGCCUUCCUGCCUCCUCCUGUGGGUCCCCAUGAGAAGGUCCCACGAGAAGGAGAAGUCCCUGGGGGUCUGAUUGCUGUGCUUUGGGAAUCACACGCAGGUGAUGUACUUGAGAACAACCCACUUCCUCUGUGGACUUUAUGCCAUGCACAGCAGGGUGAGUGUUGCUUGCCAAGACGUCGACGUGGACAGGGUGCUUGCUCUAGACAUGGAGACAGAGGAGAGAGCACCGAGGUCAGGUAUUUUUUUACCAAGGAAAUAAAAUUAAAUUCAGAGUAUGUUUUUUAUUUUUAAGUUUGACUUUAUAGGAUAUUAGUCUCCAUUUAUAUUUGUAUCAUUUGUGUAUAACGCCAAAAAUGAGUCAGUACUUUGCUCGCAAGCAGUGACUUCACUGCAGUCAACAGUAAUAUUUAGAUAGGUGCUGCCAGGUGCCUCAGCCCUUCCCAUUCUCCAGUACAUUUGGUACAGUGUAACUAAGACUCUAAUCUGAAAUUUAAAGUAGCUUUUAAUCCUGAAGAGAAUGCAUCCUCUGUAUUAUUUACAUGCAAUAAUAUGAAAGUGGGUUAGCAUAGUGAUGCUGAAACCACAGUCAAGGUGAGCUGAGGUGGGUGACCACACCCAACUUACUUCUGGUUUGAUGAAUGUCCAAUGAAGCCGAGAAUGCUGCUUUAUUUUAGUUUCCAAUGACAAGAUUUAAGAAUGGCUGUGAAGUAGUAGACACUCGUAGAGAACUGAAAUUUGUGCAGUGUUGCCUUCUACCCAAGUGAAUUGCAGACCUCAGCUGAACGCCGACUUACCCAGUGGGUCUUGCUGUCACUGCCUCACAGGUGACUUGAGAAAUAAAUUAUUCUUUCUGAAAUAACCAUUGCCUGAACGCAUUUGCUCCAGAUUUGUAGCAACUGUUUCAUAUCUAUAUACAUUUAGAAAGAAUAAUUCAAAGUCAAAGUAACUUGCAGCCCAGGGCCUGCCUUACUCUCAGACUCUUCCUCUGUUGAGUCAUUGCGUUGUUCAGAUAAAUUGAAACCUUGCUCAUAAAGGCAGACACUGUACAAAUGGAUUAUCUUCCAUUUAAACCAAAAUGUUGGUGGUAGGUAGGUUAAACUCUAUGAAAAAUGAAAGAUAAAGCUGGGUGUGGCGGCUCAUGACCGAGACUCCAGCACUCUGAAGGCUGAGGCAGGACAGUUGCCAUGAAUCCCAGGCUAUCCUAAGUUACAGGGGAAGUUCUAGGAUAGCCUGAGGUCUGGUGUGAGGCCCUGUGGAAAGAAAGAGAAUUGCACAGAUCCUCUGGCACACUCAGUUGUGAACUGUCUGCUUCCUGAGGCACCUAGAGAAGGGCGGCCUCCCACCAGCUCGCAGCAGUCCUGGCUCUCCACCACCAUCACCUCUGAACUUGGAAGCUGCCAGCUACUCUCCCGGCCUCCCAGCCUCCCCGACUGGUGGGGUGCAGCCAUGAGAGUUAACAAGCACGUUGAGAAGCUGUGCUGUGUCACGAGUCACAGGGCCUUCACAGGCUCAUCACUGUCCAGUGUUUUCUAAAGCUUUUUUAGCUUGGGGUGGGGAGGGGGGAACAACUAAUUUGUGUAGGAACAUCUGAAAAUAUUUUAAUCUGCUGUCACAGUUUUUACCUAUUGUGACUAUAAUUGAAGUGGCUUAUGAACCCUACCUUUGGCUACAUGUCAGAGGGGUACAGCCAAUGGUAUUCAAAAACUACCAAAUGCAAAAUUUUGCAUAUGGAGAAGUAUACAGGUUCUAAAUAAUAAAUUAGAUCACAAAUUUUUGUGUCUUUUUAAUUAGUACUACAGGUUACAUUAUGUGGUUUUUCUACAGGUAUUAAAUAUAUUACAAGUUUUUUUCUUACCAAUGAAUAAUUCGAGUAUCAUUGGUCUAUUUGACCUAUAGAGUAUCCUCUUUCUCAGAGAAUCACCCACAGUGGGUUACCUCACUUUUGUGUUUAUUUUUUUCAUUUCCUUUAUAUUUUGGCUGUUAGUGUUCCUUUUUUGUCUCCGUGAAGAGGGAAUUUUAUAUGUGAGGCUUCAGUUGGUGUUGAUAGAAGUUGCCCUCUGGCUGUGCAGAUUGGCAUAACUAUUAGGGGGCAGUUGAGCAGAGCUCCACCCAGCAGAGCCUGCACAGUGAAGAUGCAGCUCAUGGUACUCGCUGUGGAGUGUGGCAGCACAGACCGACAGAUCAGCACUGCUCCACAGCUAAGACAGCGCAGUCCUGUGGCAGGCAACACAGCUGCUUGUAAGUGCAAAAAGGUCUGCAGAGACAAGAAGUCUUCACUUAGAGCAACAUCUGGGAACAUCUUUGCAAGUUAGGACCUUGAUAGAUUGAGGAAAUCAUGUGAAAAAGACAAAGGCCUGAUGGCAGGCGGGCACAGGAAGACAGGCAGUUAGCAUUGGACAUUGCCUCUGACAGGUUAGGCCUUAAUGUAUAUUAAAAGAUGCUCUGUGUGCUUCUCAGACACAAGCCUGUUUGAUCGGUAGAUACUGUGGCGAGGCCAGCUCGUGAGUAUUCCUUUUGCAUCACGCCAGUGUUUUUAAGUUGUGUGUUCGUAUGUCUGCUGUGGUAUUUUUAAGUUCUGGGAGAAGCCUGCUGGCUGUGUCAGCUCACGGCCAUCAGUAGUUACUCAGUAUUGCUGCUCCACGUUUCCCAGUGCACCUUCCAUGCCAGGGCAGUGGCUGCGUGCGUGCAAGCUGUGGGAGCGCCUUCCCGCUCAUUUUAUAUAUAUUUAUAGAAACCAAAUGACCGCAGAUGGCUAUAUAGUGUAGUGUUAAACCAGUGGAACUCCAAUGGCAAUAAAUAUAUGCAUCUGUGUGGGGGAGGGGAAAAGUGGAAAUACAGGUUUACAGCCAGACAUGGUGGGUGGUAGCCCUUCAGUGUAUUUCUCUUUCCCUUCACUGACCUAGAAGGAUUUGAGCUGCUGCAGCUUUAGACAGAAAAUGUCCACAUUUGCUGAUUGUGGGCCAUAAAUAUGCUUUUAGUACUGCUUUGCUGAUGUAUAAAUAAGAAAUCUGUAAUAUGUACUAUAUGUAAUUAUUUUCUUUUGACUUUAUUUCAAAAUGUAUAUUUUCUGAUUAUUAUCAUGAGCUAUAAAGCAAAAAGAUCAAUAUCUGAUAUUCUCCCAAAUAAUAAAUUUUCAAGAUUCAUUGGGGCAA
Messenger RNA from Mus caroli (Ryukyu mouse), 5313 nucleotides. RefSeq names its product Ras association domain family member 8 (gene Rassf8). NCBI's taxonomy places the organism in Eukaryota, Metazoa, Chordata, Mammalia, Rodentia, Muridae. The record is from RefSeq and is a predicted model, not a curated record. Gene Ontology annotation, biological process: signal transduction.